Messenger RNA from Acanthosepion pharaonis, 4281 nucleotides. The record is from the annotation of a GenBank genome assembly. Lineage: Eukaryota; Metazoa; Mollusca; Cephalopoda; Sepiida; Sepiidae.
AUGAAGAGUUACUACUAUAUAUUUUUUCUCUUUCUCUUUUUUCAGAUAAAUGCCAGCCGUUCCAAGCGGGAAAAGACCGGCAACAAACCAGAUCUAUUCGAUGUGGGUGGCCACAUUCCGUCAGUCUUUGGUGACCAUAACUCUCAGAAGAAUUUAAGGUCGUCUUCUAAUGGAAGGAGAGCUGAUGCCGAAGAAGGUCUCGUCAUGUUUAAGCGGACCUCCAUCAACCCGACGCCAAUGGGAAUAGAACCGAUGAGACAGACAUUACCGACAUACUCGGAAGCAGAAUACGCGAACAGUGAUAUAACAGAUAGCCUUCAAUCACUGUCUUCGGAGUCUUCGUCUGACAAUGAAGUUCGAACGGGAGUUACAAAGAGUUUCACCGUGUAUGCCGCGACCAGAUUUGAACACAAAGGAAUAAAUCCGCAGAAUUAUAUAUGCAUACCGUUGACCUCUCCGCUUUUGCAUCAUAAAGAAAAAAGCAUUCAGUUGGCCUCCUUAGCAUCAUGGGUUACCAUUCUAAGAAUCAUGGGAGAUCUGCCCGAUGCUGAUGAUUCCAACAUCGAAAUUAUCGGGCCAUGGUUAUCUAUCUCAGGCUGUUCAUAUUUCUCUCUCUCUCCUUAUCUAUCUAUCUAUCUAUCUAUCUAUCUAUCUAUCUAUCUAUCUAUCUCGGACUGUUCAUCGUUUUUUAUCUAUCUAUCUAUCUAUCUAUCUAUCUAUCUAUCUAUCUAUCUAUCUCGGACUGUUCAUCGCUUUUUUAUCUAUCUAUCUAUCUAUCUAUAUAUCUAUCUAUCUAUCUAUCUAUCUAUCUAUCUAUCUAUCUAUCUAUCUAUCUAUCUAUCUAUCUCGGACUGUUCAUCGCUUUUUUAUCUAUCUAUCUAUCUAUCUAUCUAUCUAUCUAUCUAUCUAUCUAUCUAUCUAUCUAUCUCGGACUGUUCAUCGCUUUUUUAUCUAUCUAUCUAUCUAUCUAUCUAUCUAUCUAUCUAUCUAUCUAUCUAUCUAUCUAUCUAUCCAAAUUUGGGCGAGAUUAAAUAUUUUUUCGAUAACAGCAAUCAUUCUUGUCCUCUGUUGGUGGUAUAUCUGCGAGAAAACUUCAAUAAGAAAUACACCAAAAAAGAUGUCGAUGACGCUGCUAAAAAGUAUUGUGAGAUGACCAAGAAUCCCAUGUGUGAUAUGAAAGAUGUGGCUUUUCUUCGAAACUAUCCGCAGACUAUUUUGGAAAAAAUCCAGUUCGUCUGCGGUCUUGGAAUGUAUAAAUCUGACAUCAGGGAUGAGCUGUACUGUCAAGUGAUGAAGCAACUGACGAAUAACCCAUCGCAAAACAGUGUGUCACGAGGAUGGAUUUUACUUUAUCUCAUGGUCGUAUCAUUCGUUCCAAACGAAACGUUCGUACCCUGUUUGUUGCAAUUCCUGCAAGAUUCCCAAACGGAAUUUUCACACAAAGUUGAACGAGGUCUUCGACGGACUUUCGCCAUGGGAACCAGAGGAUUUCCUCCAGGAUGGACUGAAUUUCAGGCAAUCAAGAACUACAAACCAAUCCUUAUUCCAGUUACGUUGAUGAAUGGACAAAGACUGCUGAUCCCAGCUGACUCAGCGACGACAGUUCAAGAAAUGUGCCAAGCCAUUGCAAGAAAAAUCGGCUUGAGAGAAACAGCUGGCUUCUCCCUUUAUGCGGCGAUCUAUAAAAGAAUCUCCUGUUUGGGCGAUGGCUUUCAUCGAAUCAUGGAUACAAUCACUGAAUGUGAACAGUACUCCAAACAGAUGUCCGUAAGAGAGAAUCAUUCUCCAUGGCGCCUCUACUUCCGGAAAGAAUAUUUCACUUCCUGGGAAGAAAGUUUCUCGGACCCAGUAGCUGUUGACCUCAUUUAUAGUCAAAUGAUGCGAGGUAUAUCCGUUUCGGAAUAUAAAAUCGAUGAAGAAAAUCUGAUUAAGUUUAGUGCCAUCAAAUUCAUGCUGGACUAUGAAGGCAACCAACGAGAGAAACUGGCCAACUUCAUUAAAACAUGGCUUCCUCAGGGAAGCCUCGAAGAAAAAGAUCUUAGCCAAUGGGCUGCGUUAAUUACAGACAAAAUACAAAAUGAUUUUGAAAAUGGCCCCGAGAGGAAUGCACAUUCCUACAAGGUGGAAGUUGCGAGUUAUGCAAAAGAACAUUUGUACAAUUCAUUCGCACGGUUCUAUGAUACUAAGUUAUUCACAGGGCCAGAUUCCUCUUGGUCAAAAAUAAUGGUUGUACUCCAUUGGAAAGGAUUGUCUGUUCUGAGUGAAGACGAAAUUCAGAAAAUUUUGAUUCCUUAUAUUGAAAUAGUAGACGUCAAGAAAGAUCGGGCAUCAGUGACAUUCACAGAUAUAAAAGGACAGAAUUACAUUGUGGAAUCAUCUCACCCGGAAGAUUUCUAUGCUUUACUGACAACCUUCAUUGAGAAACUUCGAUUCAACUCUGUCUACACUUUGUGCGUCAAAGACGAACAGAUCCCAGCAAUUGGUUCUACGCCGAAUGCCUUGACAAAAUUACAGAGAGGAGAUAUGGUAGUUUUGGAAAAGAAAUACAGAUAUUAUGAAGAGAAUGAUUUGAUAAACGGGCUUUGUCGAAGCACCAAUCAACGAGGAAAAGUACCUGCACACGUGAUUUAUCCUUUGCCAACAACUGAAUUACCGAAAACCAGCUUUUUGGGUAUGGUGCAAUUACAAUUAAAGAAAGAACAACGUUUACUGACGCCAGAACAUGUUGGUUUGCUCACAAGGCAUACGCUGGAGGAAUUUAGUAGAACCCAUUUUAAUACAAAUGAAAGCACGGUGACAAAAUUUCUUCACAAAGCUUCCUUCAAGCGCGACAGGAUGCAUGCAAUCUGGCAGCACAGCAGUGAAAUGAUUAAACGGCCACUCUGCAAAAGGAUGCAGUUCAGGGAAGAAUUAAAGCACUGUGCCUGCCAAAUAUUUCGAGCUAUAAUGAUGUAUAUGGGAGAUUUACCGAAAACUGAACCAAUUUCUGAUGCACUGUUGGCCAACGAAGAUAUUAUUGAACCGGCUGUCCGAAAUAAAUACCUAAGGGAAGAAAUAUUUUGUCAAAUUGUGAAGCAACUGACAGACAAUCCUAACGAACUCAGUGAAAAUAAAGGUUGGCAACUAUUAUGGCUGUUAACCGGAUGCGUUGCACCAGGAACAGAAGUUUACCGGGAAGUGGUCAGUUUCCUCAGAGGGAGUCGACAUCACUUAGCACAUUCCUGCUUGAAGAAGAUCCGAAAGAUAAAAGAAAAAGGUUGUCGACUUUACCCACCGCAUUUCCUGGAGUACCUGGCGUUAAGUGAACAGUCUGACCCAACGUUAAAAAUCGACAUCAUGUUCCCGGAUUCAUCUAACAUAACACUGGAAGUCGAUUCCGACACAAAGGUAUCGACAGUCUGCGAUGAACUCGUUCAAAGGAUGAAUCUAAUUUCUGGUGAAGGCUAUUCACUAUUUGUAAAAAUAAAGGAACGAUUGAUAUCACUUUUGGAAACAGACUAUUUGUUUGACUGUAUCAUCCACGCUGAGUGCUUCUGGUCUUCCAGUAUAACCGAUCAAAGAAGUCAGACUGGUGCGAUGAUGCCAAAAAUUGUUUUCAUGCGAAAACUAUGGACCCCAACUGAAGAGGAAGACCGAAUGGCAGAUAUAAUCUUUCAUUAUUACCAGGAAGUGCCAAACUUUCUUGUUGGUUUUCAUCAAUGUACUGUGCCGCAGGCUGUGAAACUGGCAGCUCUAAUCCACAUAGUUAACUCCGAGGGCCAAAGGAGACAAAUCCGAUCUUCUGAAGAUGUUUGUGUGCCGAGAGAUCUUCGAAACAAACUUUCUUUUGCUGACUGGAAAAGGGAAAUAGAUGCCACUCUUGAUAAUAUGGGUGAUAUGACUAUGGAAGCAGCGAAAAUACAAUAUAUUGAUAUUAUCAGCACUUUCCCCACCUUUGGGUCGUUAUUCUUUGAAGUGAAGCACCAAAAUAAUUCAUCAGAAUUUGAACAAGUCUACGUAGCUGUCAAUAAUACGGGACUUUCUAUUGUCGACCCUGCAACUAAGGAGUUUCUUUGCACAUUUGAUUAUUCCAAACUGCUGAAUUGGAUUCACGAAGAAGGAACAUUUACGCUUAUCACAGAGAAUGGCAAUGAACCAAUUAAAACAGUUUUCGAAUUAGAAAUGUUUCAGGGCCAACUUCUAGAUGACAUCAUUAUGUCAUAUGUUAUGUGGGGGAUGAACUCCAAGGUUCGUAACGUAAAGGGAUACUUGGGGACACUUAUUGGAGAAUCCACCUGCUGA